Messenger RNA from Lithohypha guttulata, 3243 nucleotides. It is a transcript of the gene MSH3, whose product is annotated as Mismatch repair protein msh3. The record is from RefSeq and is a predicted model, not a curated record. The transcript has a single exon. NCBI's taxonomy places the organism in Eukaryota, Fungi, Ascomycota, Eurotiomycetes, Chaetothyriales, Trichomeriaceae. Gene Ontology annotation, biological process: mitotic recombination; mismatch repair. Gene Ontology annotation, cellular component: nucleus. Gene Ontology annotation, molecular function: ATP-dependent DNA damage sensor activity; mismatched DNA binding; ATP binding. Bases 1 to 3243 code for a protein of 1080 amino acids.
AUGAGUUCUAAAAAGCAGCAGUCGAUAUCUGCGUUCUUCAAUAAGCCCAAAACUCUGGUGGCAGAAUCUGAUACAUUACGUAACGAUGAAAUUGAGGUGCCAGAUGCAAAGAGACGAAAGACCAGUGCUGAUACCAGGAUUUCUGUAUCAGCAGAUGAUACCCACGACUCGAAUCGCGAUGACUCUCACUUGAGACCACUAUCAGCUAAUGGACAAAAUACCAGGGUCUUUCCAACUCGCUCUCCCGUGACAGACAGGACGUCGAGAUACCUAUUUUCACAAACACUUUUACCGGACGACGAGAAUACACCUGGGCAACACGAUCCGAAGAAAGCAGAUCUCCAUCGUCGUUUUGUAAAAAAGCUUGGGAAUCCAGACAGCAUCAAUGAUAUCAAGCGAAGGAAUAGAGCGUUGUUCGUGGAGGACAACGAUGAGCUCGAUGGGGAGGCUGACGAGGAUGAAGAAGCAACGCCGGAACCUGCAAAGCCGACUGCUAAGAGGAAGGGAGCCAAGACUGGAAAGCUGACACCCAUGGAAAAGCAAGUCAUUGAGAUCAAGCAGGCUCAUCCAGACACGCUGCUAGUGGUGGAGGUUGGCUACAAGUUCCGCUUCUUCGGAGAGGAUGCAAGAAUGGCUGCUAAGGAGCUCGGGAUUGUAUGCAUACCUGGUAAGAUGCGAUUUGACGAUCACCCGUCUGAAUCACACCUAGACAGGUUUGCUUCAGCCAGCAUUCCUGUUCAUAGGCUGCAUGUCCAUGUUAAGCGGCUUGUCCAGGCCGGCCACAAAGUCGGUGUGGUCAGACAGCUUGAGACUGCCGCACUGAAGGCUGUUGGUGACAACAGAAAUACUCCAUUCACAAGGAAGCUGACCAAUCUGUAUACCAAAGGCACAUAUAUCGAUGACAUAGAAGUUCUCGAGGAGGAGAGUACCAAUGCAGCAGCUAAUCCGGCUCGCUCUACUGGCUUCUUACUAUGCUUGACUGAAACCAAUGCCAAAGGCUACGGCAAUGAUGAGAAGGUGCAUCUUGGAAUGGUUGCAGUUCAGCCGGCAACCGGUGAUAUCGUCUAUGACGAUUUCGAGGACGGCUUUAUGCGAAGUGAGAUUGAAACCCGACUUCUUCACCUAGCACCUUGCGAGUUCCUCAUUGUGGGUGAUCUGUCGAAAGCGAGUGAUAAGCUUGUCAUGCAUCUAUCUGGCAGCAGAGCAAACGUGUUUGGAGAUAGGGCUAGAGUAGAACGGCUCAACAAGCACAAAACGAUAGCUGCUGAAGCUCACAAUCAUGUUACGAAUCACUAUACCGAAAAGAUGAGACAAUCUUUGCAGGACGAAAAAGCCUCGAAAGUUCUGGAUAAGAUCCUUGGACUGCCGGAGCAUGUCAUGAUCUGCCUAUCGGCUUUGAUAACCCAGCUGUCAGACUAUGGACUGGCAAACGUGUUUGAUCUCACCAAGUACUUCCAGCCAUUUUCAGCUCGCUCGCACAUGCUGCUGAAUGGUAACACUCUCAAUAGCCUCGAGAUUUACCAGAACCAAACAGACUACACCGUCAAGGGAAGCCUGUUCUGGACGCUUGAUCGGACACGAACAAAAUUCGGUAGCCGGCUGUUGAGAAAGUGGGUUGGUCGACCUUUACUGGACAAGUUGCUCAUUGAAGCACGUCAGAAUGCGGUGGAGGAACUUCUUGAUCCUGAAAAGGUUGUGCAGGUAGAGAAGUUGAGAAAAGUCCUUAUCCGGCUGAAGAAUGACCUCGAGAAGAGCCUGCUGAGAAUAUACUACGGAAAGUGCACUCGACCAGAGCUGUUAAACGUUCUGCAAGCAUUUCAAUUUCUGGCCAACGAAUACUCGCAUGCUACUGUUCCCAAUGAAACUGGAUUUUCUUCCACAUUACUAUCAGAAUCUAUUAUGAGUCUGCCAACGAUUCAGUCCGAGAUAACAGCUUAUCUCGACCAGAUCAACCUUCAUGCUGCUAAGUCUGAUGACAAAUAUGCUUUCUUUCAGGAAGAUCACGAGACAGAGACCAUAUCUGAGCACAAAUUCGGGAUAGCAAGCGUCGAAAACGACCUCGAAGCAUUACGGACAGUCGCAGCGGAGAAGCUAGGUCGGAAGCGACCUGUAGACUAUGUCACGGUGGCGGGCAUUGACUUUCUGGUAGAGGUCGAAAAUGCUUCCGCAGCUAUCAAGAAAGUUCCAGCGUCGUGGAUCAAAGUCAGUGGUACCAAAAAAGUCUCUCGCUUCCAUCCACCAGAGGUCGUAAAGCUCGUUCGCGAACGUGAUCAACACAAGGAAUCUCUUGCAGCAGCAUGUGAUACAGCGUUCGAAGCUCUCCUAGCAGAUAUUAGCACGAAGUAUUCACAAUUCAGAGACGCUAUUCUGAGCCUAGCAGCAUUAGACUGCCUGAUGUCCCUGGCAACCAUCGCACAACAGCCAGGCUAUACUCGUCCGAUGUUCGUCGCUGACACGCAAAUCGAGGUCAAAGGCGCCAGACAUCCUAUGAUCGAGCAACUCCUUCUGGACUCGUAUGUACCCAACGAUGUCUCGCUACGUCAGGAUAGCACUCGAGCACUCUUGGUGACUGGACCAAAUAUGGGCGGCAAAUCGUCAUAUGUACGGUCGGUAGCUCUCAUCACUAUCAUGGCACAAAUAGGCUCCUUCGUUCCAGCCGACUCCGCCCAGAUUGGUAUUGUGGAUGCAGUCUUCACUCGCAUGGGCGCUUUCGACAACAUGAUGGCUGGCGAGAGCACGUUCAUGGUCGAGCUUUCCGAAACGUCUGACAUUCUGAAGUUAUCGACCGAAAGAAGCCUGGUCGUACUUGAUGAACUUGGUCGGGGCACUAGUACACACGAUGGCGUGGCUAUCGCUAGUGCUGUGCUGGACUGGCUGGUACGCGAGAAGAAGUGUCUGACGCUGUUCAUCACGCACUAUCAAGUCCUCGCGCGGAUGGCCAAUGGUUUUGACAAUCAAGAGCUUAGGAACGUGCACAUGAAAUUCUCCGAAGAUGAGGAAGGAGGCGAUAACGUGACGUUCCUCUAUGAGGUUGGUGAGGGAGUUGCUCACCGAAGCUACGGUCUCAACGUCGCUCGGCUUGCUGGACUAGACACUAGUGUAAUUGAGCUUGCCAGAGACAAGAGCUCCGAGCUGGAGGAAGAGAUGAGGAAAAAGAGACUGCAAGGACUGGCUAAUGGACUAGUGAAGGACGACAGCAUGUUCAACAUGGAAACUCUGGUAGAGAGGAUCGAGACGCUUUGA